GGUUAGUGGUUCAAAUUACUACGCUACUCGUAUUUGGAGUUGUCACUACCUUGUAAUUAAAUUACAAUGACAACUCCUACACUAAUACUUGAUAUGGGUGGUGGAUCUUUAAAAAUUGGAUUUUCCACAGAUUCUGAACCAAAAGUAGUGGACAAUUGUAUUUUCAAGUCAAAAACACUCUCUGGUCGUACAUUCAUUGGAAAUGAAAUUGAACAGUGCAAUAAUUUAUCAAGUUUAUUUUGUGUUAUGCCAUUUAAAAAAGGUUACAUUAAUAACUGGGAGGCUCAAAGUCAAAUUUUGGAUACAGCUUUUAAAAGCGUGUUUAAAACAAACUCAAACUUCUCAUUAUCUGAUCAUAAUCUAAUCGUUACAGAACCAUACUUCAAUUUUUCAUCAACUAAAGAAGCUAUGAAUGAGGUGUUCUUUGAAGACUAUCAAGUUGCUGGUCUAAUACGUACUAAUCCUGCAUUUUUAAGUGCCUACAAGUAUCGAAUUGAAUCAGCUCAACGUUUAUCAAGAUACUGUAUGGUGAUUGACUCUGGUUAUUCAUUUACGCAUAUUGUACCAAUGGCUGAUGGACUUGUAAUGAAAGAAUUUGUCAUGCGGUUAACAGUCGGUGGAAAAAUACUCACAAAUCGUUUAAUUGAAGCUGUAUCCUAUCGACACUUAGAUGUACGCAGUGAAAUAUACAUUAUGAAUCAAUGCAAAGAAGAUGUAUGCUAUGUAUCAGUUGAUUUUUGGAAAGAUAUGAAUAUUUCUGGGUCGAAACCAAAAUCAAACAGCAUAUUAAGAGAAUAUGUAUUGCCCAACUAUGUAGAUGUACACAGAGGAUAUGUUCGUGAUCCGAAUACUGAAGCCGCGAAAACUGGUGGAAGUGAUAAGCAAGACCAACGGGCUUUAAGUCUAGCACAACAAGGAUAUAUUUUACGUCUGAAUAAUGAACGUUUCACUGUCCCAGAAUUACUUUUCCACCCUUCUGAUGUUGGCUAUAAAGAGAUGGGUUUAACUGAAGCUAUUCAGCAUAUAAUGUGUGAACGACUGCCGGCUGCAGUUAGACCAGGAGCUUGGGCAAAUUUCAUGGUAAUGGGAGGUAAUGCCUGCUUUCCAGGAUUUACAGAAAGACUGCGUAAAGACUUGCGUGCUCAAGCACCUGACGACCUUCCAGUGAAUAUAUUUAAACCACCCAAUCCUCAAACUUAUGCCUGGGAAGGUGGUGUACUACUCUGUCAGAAUUCAGAGUCAUUUAAUCAAUUCUUAGUUACACGUAAAGAAUACGAAGAACAAGGUUCAAGUUAUUGUGAAAAACGAUUUCCUACUACUUGAUGUGUAUUACGUCAUCAUAUCUCUCUGCAUACUUCUGUACAGGAUAAACCAAGAAGAACACCACAUAAAAAUGAAAACAUUUGUAUAUUGUUCAUAUAUAUAUAUAUAUAUAUAUAUAUAUAUGUAUAAAUAUGUGUAUACUUAUUCAAUUAUUUAUUGUGUCAAUGCGUAAAUAUGCGUGUAUGUAGUUUUAUAAUAUUUAUAUCAUAUGAAAUACGUUGUGGUUUUUUCCGUUGCACAAAAUUUUAUCUAAAGGUCUUUUUUAUGUGUUUUGAACAAAAAAUUAUGAAAAGCUAGGGGAAGAACAAUAGGAGAACCUCCCCCUGCCACCCCGGGGGUUGGGGUGCUCCUUCCAAGCUCACCUGUCUGCCAUACAACACUCAAAUACUCAAAAAGUGAGAGUAUCGUUGGUUUAAAUAGAAAAAUGGGGUGGGGGUGGAGAAUUAACAAAGUACAAAAAAGAUAGUAUCAUGCAAUAAGCAUAUACACACAUACAAUACAUACAUACACACGCAUACCACAAACACAUAGGUAUCUAUCCACUUUCUUAAUAUGGGAUUAUGUAACACAUGAUGGCAGGCGGGCAAGCAGGAAGGAUGGUUCGUCGAGGGAUUCUCAUUCUUUAAAAUGUGAAUAUAAAAAAAGGAAGAAAAAAAAGGUGUACAAAUCUUCAAUUAACUUUGAAUACUUUUGUAAUAAUAAGACGAGGAGUAUUCAGUCAACAACAUCAACAACAAAAAGGGUGUAGGGAUUGCGAUUUUGUCUGAAAGGUGGUUAAGAUAAUAGUUAAGUAUAUAAACAUUUAUAAGGAUACAAAUUGAGUAAAAAGCUAAAUGGAUGGUUGUUUUUGAUUUUUUGCACAAUUCACAAUGGAAUAACUAAUUAAAAAUGUAAUAUGAUAGCCAGCCAGCUAUCUAGCUAGCCAGUCAUUUAGGUAUUAGUGUACACAUCAAUAUAUAUCAGGCAUUCUUCGAAUAUACACCGUAUUUAUACAUAUAUAUAAAUAUCUAUCUAAAACCAACAAUGAUUUAAUUAUAAUUUAUAUAAACAAAUACAGAGGAGAGAAAAACAAUGAAAUAAUCAGAGAAUGAGGGAGGGAGUGAG
Messenger RNA from Trichobilharzia szidati, 2427 nucleotides. NCBI's taxonomy places the organism in Eukaryota, Metazoa, Platyhelminthes, Trematoda, Strigeidida, Schistosomatidae. The record is from the annotation of a GenBank genome assembly.